ACGUGGGUCGUGUUGCGUCCCACAUCCGCACUCUGUAACUGUAGCCAGUUAGCAUCUGCGAUGACACCGAGUAUUUCAUGAGUAAAAACGCCUUUUGCGACCCGGACAGCAUCACGGACGUUCACACUAAAUGCCACAAGAUUAGCGUAGUUUCUUAAAUUUACUUUCUCUGUGUUGAGCGAUUAUUUUUUUGUAGAAAGUGUUCACAGAAGCGACGUUAGCGCGAGGAAGCUACGUAUCUAAAACUGUACUUACAACAAGUCAUGCAGGUGUAUAUUCGACACAGACCAGAGCGUGUCCUGGUAUGGACGCAAAUCUUGCUGCUCCUGUGUGGCACUGCAGUGUUUGCAAGUGAUGGCACAAAGAACUGCAGACUCUUUUCCAAGUCUGAGCCAGAACUAAAAGCCCUCAGCAUGUUGGAGCCGCUUGCUCAUAGGAAUUUUACAGCCAAAACAACGGUUGGAGGGCAGAAUUACACGUACGCCCUGAAGGUGUGUGGCGACGUCGGCGGCGUUCCAGGAGCCGGGGCCAUUCAGGUGGACAGUAAAGGAGAGAAGACUAUGGUUGGCUCGUACAACUCCACCCAGGCCAUCGGAGGAACUGACUGGGUGAUGUUGAUCUACAGAAAUGGAGACAAGUAUGAUAACCACUGCUCCAAAGAGUCCAGGAAGGCCAUCAUCAUGAUCUUCUGCAAGAGAAACAUCGACGUGGGUCCACUGAAGGUGGUUCUGGAGGACAGAGACCGAGAGCAGGACUGCUUUUACCUCUUCGAGCUGGACUCUAGUGCAGUGUGUUCUCCGUUAGAUUCACAUCUGAGCGCCGGAUCCAUCGUGCUCAUCAUCGGCGUCUGCCUGCUGGCCGUCUACCUGGUCGGAGGGUUUCUGUAUCAGAGGCUGGUCGUGGGCGCUAAAGGGAUGGAGCAGAUGCCAAAUUACUCAUUUUGGGUCGAGGUUGGCAAUCUGGCCGCGGACGGGUGUGACUUUGUUUGCCGAUCUGAGAAGCGGGCGGAUCCUCACGCCUACAGCGGCGUGGCUACCGAGCCCUCUGGGGAGGAGACGGAAGAAAGGGACGACCAUUUGUUACCCAUGUGACCUUGACACUUGAAUACUGCGACGAACUCUGCACUGUGUGACAGCUUUCUUUCUCACAUGUGAGUCUGCUUUCUUGGUUUCAGUCCAGGCCCGGUCGGGCUACUGCUCUCUGGUUUCACGGUGGGUUCCGCUCACCUACCCUUUUUUCUUCUCGGACUUAUGGAGUCAAAUAAAAAACCAACAAAAAAAUAAUCAUUUUGAAUGAGAAACAGCACCACAAUAUUUGAUGACCUAACAUGUGAUGACAUUGUGUUUCUUAUUAAAGUGUCACAUUAUGUAAUAAAAAAAGUUGAUUUAAA
This is a messenger RNA of Synchiropus splendidus (mandarinfish), 1390 nucleotides long. It is a transcript of the gene m6pr, whose product is annotated as mannose-6-phosphate receptor (cation dependent). The record is from RefSeq and is a predicted model, not a curated record. The transcript has 7 exons. The coding region runs from base 264 to 1091 and encodes 275 amino acids. Gene Ontology annotation, biological process: protein targeting to lysosome. Gene Ontology annotation, cellular component: Golgi apparatus; endosome; trans-Golgi network. NCBI's taxonomy places the organism in Eukaryota, Metazoa, Chordata, Actinopteri, Syngnathiformes, Callionymidae. Gene Ontology annotation, molecular function: protein domain specific binding.